AUGAUCUACCCAAUUUCACAACUCCUUAUUACUAGGAUUCUACUAAUAGCAUGCCUCUUCACCUUGGGAGACGCGUUGUCAUUCCAAAAUGUCACCCAACCACUGCUAAAAUAUAGCUCAUUCGGCGAUCGAAUAGGCUUUUUUGGAUCAUUUGCUGCAUCUAGCUUUUACAGCCAUAUAGGAUCAUCGGAUUCUUUGUCCUUGCCCUUGUCAUCAUCAUCAUCAUCAUCUUCUUCUUCUUCUUCGAAUCUACAGGGGUCGGAUAAUAAUGCCAAAAGAGAUGAUGAUGGUCUGGGAAGCUCCACCAACAACUCAAAUUUAUAUUUGCAGGACAAUGGCAGCGGAUCAAGUUUGAAAUUUGGCCAAGUCAAUGGUGAAAUAAAGCAAAUUUUAAGAAUCUCGGACGAUGAGAUUGUCAUCAAUGGUGAUUUUGACUCAUUCAAUGGAGAAUCAAUCAAGAGCCCUUUUAUUUACAACAUCACUUCAAACUCAACCACAACCAUAAUCUCGGAUAGUGACAAAUUAAAUGGAACUGUAAACACCGUUUUUGUUGACGAUAAUCUUAUAUAUCUAGGAGGUAACUUUACAUUCAAUAGUACGGUUGGUGUCGCAAUCUACAAUACCAGCUCUAGCAAACUUCAAUCAGCUUUAUUUCAAGGAUUUGGUGAAAAUGCAACAAUCAACACCAUCACUAAAAUUGUGGCUUCUGGUGACGAAAAAGAUUCCGACGGUCAAGGCUCGAUUAUAUUUGGUGGCAAAUUUGAUACCCUUGGUUUAGCAGACUUGCUUGUACACAACAUCACUACAAAUAGUACCAAAAAUCAUAAUCUGUCUAAUUCAUCGAUUGUUAGUGCAGAACAGUUGAUUCCUUUACGGCAUGGUGUUUUUACUUCUGUGAAUGGUGCCGAUAAUGCCGAGGACUCACUCGUCAUUUGUCCAUCAGACAGCAAUGAAUGGGCAGCAACAGCAGGUUCAGGUGCUGAAUGGAAGGUUGAAUUACCUGAUGAAAUGAAGGGAAUUGUUCCAACAAAGGCAAGAAUCUACAUACCAGAUAGUAGUGAUGGAGUCAAAUUGUUCAGGAUUUAUACCUUUCCAAACAACGGUAUUAUGAAUUUAACAUAUAUUGACCCCUCUACUAAUGAAGUUGCUCAUUGUGAUGCAUGGUGUCCAUUAACUGCAUUUGAUGACUUGAAUGAGUAUGUUGAUAGAAACAGAGACAAUGCAACAGAUUUGAAUGAAGACGACGUUUUUGUCGAUGAAGAAGAUGGAACCUUUUUUAAAUAUUAUGAUCCCGACACUAUGACGAAAAAUUUGGGAUACGGCUCAAACUUCCAAGAGUUUGCAUUCGUUAACGAGGUUGGUAUCGAUUCAGUGGGUCUCACUAUAUUGGAAUGGUAUGGUGACCAAGGCGUUUUUAGUGGGUUUGAAUUGUACCAAGACGCCAUAACUGUUUAUGGUAACAAUACCUUGAAUGAGCCAAAUUGUGAUGACGAGUUUUCCAAGGAAAACAAUAACUAUGCUGAAAUUGUUGCAGGUGACUUUCAGUCUGCCAAGUCCGUCUAUUCGCAAGUCACAAAUACAGAUUACCUUGUUACGUUUGAUACCGAUGCCAAGAUUGUGCUUUACCCAAAUAUCUCGUACUCUGGUGAUUACUCUAUCAUUAUGAAUACCCCAGGAUGCGCAACUGAUAACACAUGUUUGCAAAGAAGUAUUGUUAAUGUCACUGUUAUCGAUGGAAAUAAUCUGGUUUUAUCGACGGACUUGAUUUAUCAAAACAACGAGAAUUACAAAUUUGACUAUUUGUACUAUGGUCAUCUAACUGCUGGCGAUCAUGCCAAUCGUAUAGAAGUAUCGUAUCACGAUUCCAUUAAUGCAGAUACUGCAAACCCAAUGAUGGUCGUUGACAAGGUUGUCGCGGAUAUUGUUUCUUUGGACAGUUAUUACGAGAGAAAUUCGACAAACAACACUAAAUCAAACUUGCGCUCCUAUUUGACGUAUACUGAACUCAAUGGUUUAUUUGAGUACUCUCUCGCCAACUUCACUGAUUUUGAUGAGAAUUUGGUUCAUUACAAAGUCAAUAAUAAGACUUUAAUUAGUUUGAAUAACACAUUCGUCGGAAAUUCCUCAAUCAACGUACUUAGUGGUCGGUUCUCAAACAAUUCAGAGAUUAACGAAAUUAUCGUUACUGGUACUAAUGCCAACGAUCAAAAUUACUUGAAAAUCUUGGGCAACUUCGAAUCAGAUAGUAAAAAUUUAACAUUGACCAAUAAUAAUAUCGUCACCUUGAACAUAUCUUCCUACAAUUCAACUUUGAAUGAAACCAAUAUCAACCUUCUUACUUCCUUGAAAAGAAAGAGCAAAAGAGAUACACAAACUAUUUCUGGAGUAUCUUUCAACGAUACUAUAGUGAAAAUAGCUUCUGUGGGCGCUGGUGUUGUAUACCUUGGUCAAUUUUCUGCUACUGGUUCAGAUGAAUUUAAAGACUUGUCUAACAAGAAUGAAUCGACAUCGCAAGCCAACAAUUUUGCAUUGUUAGUGAAUAAUCAAUGGUAUAGCUUUGGUAAUGACUUUGUUGACGCGUCAUUUGAUCAGUUUACAAAUGCAACGAUUGAUGGCACCGAGUAUUAUAUUUUCUCAGCUCAAGGAACUAUAUUCAAAACAUGGGACAAUUCAAAUUUUACAUGGUCUGAUCGUCAGCUAAACCUCACACAAGCCACACAAUUAUCUUCAACGCAGCAAAUUUUAGGCGGAAGCGGCUUUAACAUCAUGGACAUUUACUCACAGGACCAAGCGUAUAUCCAAAAUGCCAAGUUUGAUAAAUUUGGAAUGAACGUUGAGGCGAGUGGCGGUAAUCGAUCCUCGUUCAUCUCUGAAUCUUUUUAUGUUAAUGACACUUUAAGUAUUGUUGCGGGAAAUUUUGUCUCUGGAGAUGUUGAAAAGAUUGGCAUCUUGAACAAUAGUGAUCCAACAAACUCAAUCACAAUACUUCUGGAAGAUAUUAAAUGGGAUAAUGAUACAGUGAUUGAAACGUUGUACGUUGACAGCACUGGUGACUACUUAUUUAUCGGUGUAAAUGGAUCUGUUGAAAUCAACAAUGAUAAUGUUACUGGAAUUGUGAUUUACGACUUGGUUAACAAUACAUUUAUGUCUAUACAACCAGCCGCGCUUUCAAAUAGCAAUGGUGAUCCAAUCCACAUUAACUCGGUCGUAUUGUAUGACGAUGACGAUAAAUUACUUGUUGGUGGCGAUUUCGAUACCGCUGGUUCGCUUAGCUGUCCAUCACUUUGUGUUUAUGACUUGGUCAACACGAGAUGGAUCAACCCACAAAGUGAUGCUGAGCAGUCGACUUCGGUCUCAGGUGUUGUUACAGAUAUGAAGUUUUACCUGUCGAAUCGAGUUUUGAUUGCUGGAACGAACCUCACGUUGAGCAAUAAGGAUGUUACAUUCAUGACCUAUAAUUUUAACAAUGGCGCUUUCGAUACUAAAUCCUCGUUAAAUAAAUUAAACAAGGGAGUCAACAGGUUUAUUUUAAAUGAUCGCUCUAAUAGUGAUUUGAGUGGCAGAAUGAUUGCACUUGGCAAUGAUUAUAUUGCUGGUUUUGAUGGGGAGAAUUGGAGCAAUAUCGAUUCUGGAGUAGACUAUGAUACUAACUUUUACACUUUUAAUGACAUGAAAUUGCUCACGUUGCAAAAGUCAACGUCUUACAACCAAACCUACUUUGACGAUGACAAGAUCCUAUUGGUUGCUGGGACAUUUACACUUGAUGAAUAUGGGCUUGUCAAUAUGGCGUUAUUCAAUGGAACAUCCUGGAUUCCAUACGUUUAUACUACUUCGGUUGGUGACGAAUCCCAAAUCGGAGAUAUUCAAACUAUUUUGAUUAAUGAUGCAUACAGAUUCCAAUCGAGUGACGAUUUGAAAAACUUGAACAAGUACUUGUCAAAAGGUAAGGUUGUUGGUAUCUCCUUGGCAUGUGCCUUGGGCUCAACAGCGCUUUUGGGAUUAUUGUACAUCAUUCCGUACUUUGCCCUACUCAAGAAUAGAAAAGGUUACGUGCAACGAAUCCACGAGCUGGAUAUGAUGCAAGCCGUCAACCCAGAGGAUCUUCUACACGAAAUUGAUUUGCAGAGAGAAAAGUAA
Lodderomyces elongisporus is the source of this 4137-nucleotide messenger RNA. It is a transcript of the gene RAX2, whose product is annotated as Rax2p. The transcript has a single exon. Gene Ontology annotation, cellular component: plasma membrane of growing cell tip; cellular bud scar; cellular bud neck. The record is from RefSeq and is a predicted model, not a curated record. Lineage: Eukaryota; Fungi; Ascomycota; Pichiomycetes; Serinales; Debaryomycetaceae. Gene Ontology annotation, biological process: cellular bud site selection. Bases 1 to 4137 code for a protein of 1378 amino acids.